Symbiodinium natans is the source of this 3069-nucleotide messenger RNA. NCBI's taxonomy places the organism in Eukaryota, Dinophyceae, Suessiales, Symbiodiniaceae. The record is from the annotation of a GenBank genome assembly.
AUGGCCUCCGCGGACAUGUUUACCAGCCUGGACGCGGACGGCAGCGGCAGCAUCUCCCGAGACGAGUUUGCGAAGCUGAUGCAGCAGAUGCAGGGCCAGAACACCAGCUGCCCGGCUUGCGGCAACGUGUACGCGGACGAUGCGGUGUUCUGCCGGAAGUGUGGCCGCAAGCGCGAGGCGGGUGGGGCCGCAGGCGGACCGACUGUUCCAGGUGCGUACACAGGCGCACCGGGCAACGUCACCUAUGGGGCUCCGGUCGCCUAUGGAGCUCCGGCUCCUGGCACCUCCGACCCGUACGGAGCCCCGAUCAGCUAUGGAGCCCCGGCGCCUGGCGCCAGCGUCCCCUCCUAUGGAGCUCCUGUCACCUAUGGAGCUCCGGUGCCUGCCACUACAGGCCCGGUCACCUAUGCGGCUCCAGCGCCAGGCACCACCAGCCCGUACGGAGGUGCAGCGCCUACAACGACCACCAGCCCGGUGACCUACGCAGCCCCGUCGCCGGCUACUGCCGGCCCAGUGACAUAUGCGUCACCCACAACAGGCCCGGUUACCUACGCAGCUCCCGCGCCUGCCACUACAACGGGCCCGGUCACCUACGCUGCUCCCGCGCCUGCCACCACUAGCCCCUACGGAGCUCCGGUGCCUGCCACCACUGGCCCGGUGACCUACGCAGCUCCUGCGCCUGCCAAUUACGGAGCUCCAGCUACAACCGCCCCUGUCACCGGCCCGGUCAGCUACGGAGCUCCAAUGCCUGCUUACACAGGUCCGGCCGCCGCGACCAGCCCGGUGACCUACACAGCUCCGGCCGCCACGACCAGCCCAGCGACCUACACGGCUCCUGCAGCCACAACUAGCCCGGUGACCUACACAGCUCCAGCAGCCACUACAAGCCCGACAGUUCCGGCCACCACUACAAGCCCCACCGCUGUGGCACCAGGCUCAUCUCAAGCAAUGGCCCCUAUGUCAUCCUCGGCUGCAGUGGCGGCGCCGAUCCAGAGCAUGCCAGCGACGACCACCCCGGUCACCACCUACACAGCUCCAGCCGCCACUACCAGCCCGGUCACCUACACAGUGCCGGCUGCCACCACGGCGCCUGCCACUACCGGCCCGGUCACCUAUGGAGCUCCGGUUCCUGCCACGACUGGCCCAGUGACCUAUGCAUCUCCCGCACCUGCCAGCUAUGGAGCUCCGGCACCUGCAUACGGGUCACCUGUGCCUGCCUAUGGAGCUCCGCCUGCCACCAGCCCAGUCGUCUCCUAUGCGGCUCCGGCGCCUGCCACUACCGGCCCGAUCACCUAUGGAGCUCCGCCUGCCACUAGCCCGGUGGUGCCUUAUGCAGCGCCGGCGCCUGCCUCCUACGCGGCUCCAAGCAUGGACCAAUUCGCCCGUUUGGAUGUCAACAAUGAUGGCACGCUUUCCCGCGAGGAGUUUGCAAAGCUCAUGGGCCAGGUGGCCCCUGCCGGACCUGGCUCUCCCAAGCAGCCGGCCCCAGCACCUGCUGUGUACGCAGCCCCAGCACCAGGCACCACACCGGCCCCAGCGCCAUCGAAUGCCGUGUACGCAGCACCUGCACCAGGCACAACGCCGGCCCCUGGCCCAGCGCCGUCGAACGCUGUGUACGCAGCCCCAGCGCCAAGCCCAACGCCGGCCCCUGGCCCGGCGCCAUCGAACGCUGUGUACGCAGCCCCAGCACCAGGCACAACGCCGGCCGCUGGCCCGACCCCAUCGAACGCUGUGUACGCAGCCCCAGCACCAGGCACAACCCCUAGCCCAGCACCAUCGAACGCUGUGUACGCAGCCCCAGCACCGGGCACCACACCAGCCCCUGGCCCAGCGCCGUCGAAUGCUGUGUACGCAGCCCCAGCGCCAGGCACAACGCCGGCCCCUGGCCCCGCACCAUCGAACGCUGUGUACGCAGCCCCAGCGCCAGGCACGACACCGGCUCCAGCACCAUCAAAUGCUGUGUAUGCAGCUCCGGCACCGAGCUCAACACCGACCCCCGCGCCGGCACCAGCACAGCCCAUGACCUAUGCUGCACCAGCCCCUGCGCCGGGCCAGCAGCCCAUGACGUACGCUGCUCCAGCUCCUGCACCUGUGCAAUAUGCUGCCCCGGGUCCUGCGCAGCCCAUGCCCUAUGCUGCCCCAGCGCCUGCACCGAUGUAUGCGCCGGCCACAUACACGACGACACCAGCACCUGCCACCUCCACUGUGGCACCAGGCUCAUCUCAAGCAGUGGCACCCAUGACAUCCUCGGCCGCAGUGGCAGCACCGAUCCAGAGCAUGCCCGCCACGACCAGCCCCGUCGCCAGCCCGGUCACUACCAGCCCGGUCACCUACACCGCCCCGGCCGCCACGACCAGCCCGGUCACCACCUACACAGCGCCGGCAGCCACCACUAGCCCUGCAGUGACGUAUGCAGCUCCAGCGCCUGCCACUACCGGUCCGGUCACCUAUGGAGCUCCGGUUCCUGCCACUACUGGCCCGGUGACUUACGGAACUCCGAGCCCGGUGACCUACACAGCUCCAGCACCGGCCACGACCGGCCCGGUCACCUAUGGAGCUCCGGUGCCUGCCACUACUGGCCCGGUGACCUACGCAGCCCCGGGGCCUGCCACUACCAGCCCAGUGACCUACGCAGCUCCGGCGCCUGGCACCGCUGACCCCUAUGGAGCUCCGGUCAGCUACGGUGCUCCUGCACAGAGCUAUUCCUAUCCUGCGAACGCGACGCCGCAGCCAGUGUCCUACGACGCGUACCCGGCACAGCCUUCUCAGGGCUACUCUUAUCCGACCUACACGGCGCAGCCUCAGUACACUUACGCGACCGCUCCUGGGCAGACAAACGCAGGCGUCCGGGCCUCAGGCCAACAAGACCUGCGAACAGCUCGGCGCUACUCCCUCGGUGACCUCUUUACCCGCCUGGAUGCGGAUGGCAGUGGCAAUAUCUCGCCUGAGGAGUUUGCGAAGUACAUGCAGAUGCAGGGCCAGAACACGACCUGCCCGGCCUGCGGCAACACAUACAUGGACGACUCGCUGUUCUGCCGCAAGUGCGGCCGCAAGCGUGACGAGGCCUAG